This is a messenger RNA of Emericellopsis atlantica, 5935 nucleotides long. RefSeq names its product DEAD/DEAH box helicase. Gene Ontology annotation, molecular function: nucleic acid binding; ATP binding. Bases 495 to 5804 code for a protein of 1769 amino acids. Gene Ontology annotation, cellular component: cytoplasm. The transcript is spliced from 3 exons. Lineage: Eukaryota; Fungi; Ascomycota; Sordariomycetes; Hypocreales; Bionectriaceae. The record is from RefSeq and is a predicted model, not a curated record.
CUUGCUCUUCAGAGACACUCAAAUCAACUACGCCGGAAGCUCGCUGGACCGACCUGCCUAUCGAACCUUAGAGGCUCGCUGUGAAAACACACGCUCUGAUCGAGCCUUGAUCUUGUACAGCCGUUUAUAAAAGCAAACACCCUCUCCCCCAAAUACAGCCCAGCUGUGGAUUUGCCCCCAAACGCGAGCAACCCGAACCCAAACUGCGCUGUGUACGACAAACUCUCGCUUCAGCUUCGACUCCUACUUCCCUCUAGUCUUGCAGCGCAAGAGGUUACGCUCUGCGCCAUCUUUCUCUCCUUUUCAAUCUUUGAAACCUCCGACAGGUCACGCCAAAGUCGCACGAACCAGGUCAACAUUUACCCCUCGGUGCCUAAUGUCGCUGAAUGAUACAUCGAUCUUCCCACACAUUUAGGUCAACUAUUCUCUUCUACGCACAAUAGCACCUGGCGCCAAGACAGACGCCAGUGCUAUCCCAGAUCGACACCGCCAUCAUGGCUUCCUCAAACGUUCAGGAGCGCCAGCAGCUCCUGAACUGGUACGCUAACCUGCGACCUGACACGCUCGACAUUGUUGGAGAGUUUGCCGGACGUGAGCUUUUCGUUGUUCACGGAGAGUCUCUCAUCAGGCACUGCUUGACAGAUUCCAAAGUCGACUACAACAAUGGAUUCCAGCUACUCCAUGCCAUCUUCGCUGUGGAGCAAUUCCUCAGCAACCUCGCCAAGCGUGGUUGCAAUUUCGACAUUCUCUUUUUCAGCGAGUACAACCAUCUCUGCGUCCCCGAUGGUUGCUCUCCGGCGAACGCCUGGAAAUAUCAGCUUACUCGAAGCAUCCUCAUUCGCCACCUGGCGAGGUCUGUACCAGAGGCAUCGGAUAGCGUCCGGCCUUCGGUUCUAGAAUUUGAGGAUUUCGAAGACAGCGACUUCCUCGAAUACAUGCGCAGCCGCGCCAUUCACUUUGCGCUGUGCCAUGACGGCGAGGAUGCUUCGGAAGAGAAUGCCUCCCUUCUGCGGCAUUUCAUUCACGAGUUCAUCUCGCGCAACAAGAACGUUGCCGUGAUGAACGCCGUAGAGUGGAAGAGCUCAAAGAUAUUCGCCCCUCUCAUCAGUGGCACCGAGGGUGGUAUGAAAGACUUUGAGUACGACCCGGACGUACCCGAUUUGUUCCAAAUUUCAGAGGCCGGCCAGGUGUCCUUUGACAACCUAGAGGAAGAGUUCGACUCUUCGCCUCUGGAGGAGGCUACCUCAUCACUCCGUGCUAGUGUCUCCGUUGCCAUUUGCCAGGCGAUUCGAGAGUCGACCGAGGACGAGGACCAAGCCGAAGUGGACGAACGCAUCAGGGCCCUCCUGCUUCACACAGCUAUGUUGGAGACAAGCAGCCUACAAGACCGCCUCUGUCCCGAGCCCAAGACACCUGCUACCGCUCAGGAGAAGGAGGAUAGAGGCUUUCUGAGAGAAUUUGGCGAGGCUGCACACUUGAUGAUCGAAGAAGAGCACGACCUGAUCCCGGAAGCAGACGAUGACGAUGAAGAUCUGGAGUGGGACAUGUUCGACUUGAUCGACGGUCGCAUCUUCUAUGACUUUGUUCAGCGCCUCCGCAAGUCUGAGUCCUUUCCUCCCAAGGUCGUUGAGCUAGGUAUGGUUUUGAUUAAGGCUGCUUUGGGGGACAAAGCAGGUGCUGCUCCUGCUACAUCUGAGUCUCUGGACCUCUCAACCCUUCAGAUCGAUGCGCCAGUUGCAACUGCAUUCAGCAACCCUGUCUUCGACCCUUUUCUCAAAGGUAUCAGCCUUGAAGCGGCGCCCGAGCAACGUGACGACACCGCAAAGGUCGUUUUCGAAGAUCUUGCUUCUUGGCACAACUCUAAGCGCAUCCCUGUAGUGGUGAAGAGGGAGCCUGCCAAGGUUGACCCCAAGGCGAUGAGGCGAAACCAGAGAAUGGAGCGUGACAUGGUGGCGUAUUCAGCAAGUUUGACGAACUCACGCGGCAAGCUCAUCGAUCCGGAGACCAUCGUGGCAAAUCCCAAAAAGGCCACGCCUGCGGGCAAGCAGGAGAAGCCCAAGGCCAACGGUACCCAGAAUGGCCCCAAGGGUGGCGGCAAGAAAGGUGGCAAGAAGGGCGGUCCUCCUCAGAAAGGUGGUAGGGCUGCGGCACUUGCUGCUGUCCAAGACGUCCAGAAGCGAAAGGCCGAGGCGAGGAAAACUACUGUCGUUCAUCAUUGGUCCGAGAUGUGCGCAGAGUUUGAGAACGACCCGGAUCUCAUCAGCCGAUACCUCAAGGCGGACAAGUUCGCAUACGACAAGUCAUCCAAGGAUGAUGCAGCUGCUCUUGGCUCCGAAAUCGAGCUCUACAUGUGCCACAUUCUGGGCAAGAUCUGGCGCGACAUCCGUGUACGCAUAAGCGAUGGGCCAAAGGGCUUCUACUUGAUGGCCAUGAUCUUCAACUGGCUGCAGCAAUGCACCAAACGUCCUUCGACACCGGCCGUCAACGCCAACAUCACCAAGCUCAUCGACGUCACCGGCAUGCCCCAGCUGCCAUUGAACAUGGGUUCCCAGCCGCAGGACCUCUCCUUCAAAUUCGACUUCAAGGCUUUCAAGCCCGUCAAGGAAAUCGUCAAGGACUACCAAGAUCUUCAGCUGGAGUUUGGCGGACCUUACAUGGACCGUCGCUUCUACCCUCAGCCUGACGAUCGUGUGCGCUUCGAUCCCGAUGCCUGGCAACGCGAGGUUCUGGAUUCCAUUGAUGCCAAGCGCUCCCUCCUUGUUAUCGCGCCCACAUCUGCCGGUAAAACUUUCAUAUCUUUCUACGCUAUGAAGCAGGUUCUCGAGGAAAGUGACGAUGGUGUCAUCGUCUACGUCGCGCCCACCAAAGCCCUGGUCAACCAGAUCGCCGCUGAGAUCAAUGCACAAUUCUCCAAGAAGUACGACGCAAAGGGCGCCAAAUCUGUAUGGGCCAUCUACACCAAGGAUGCCCGCGUCCACAACCCGACUGGAUGUCAAAUUCUCGUAACGGUUCCGGAAAUUCUUCAAAUCAUGCUACUGAACCCUAACAACGCUAUUGGCACCAAUCCAUGGUCGAAGAGAGUCAAGCGUAUCAUUUUCGAUGAAGUCCACAGUAUCGGACAGGCUGAGGACGGUGUGAUCUGGGAGCAGCUUCUUCUCCAGGCCCCUUGCCCCAUCAUCGCCUUGUCUGCUACCGUGGGCAACCCCGAGGAGUUCAAGGACUGGCUCGCACUAUCCCAGUCGAAGAAGGGAUACAAGAUGGACUUGGUCGUUCACAAGGUCCGAUACUCCGAGUUGCGAAAGUUCAUUUACGAGCCUUCAAACGAUGAAGUCGACUUCAAGGGACUCAAGAAGUCCCAGAGAUUGCCUGUUCCGGGUCUCGAUGAGGGCAAUACCAAGUCUGAGGAUCUGCGCUUUUUGCACCCUCUUGUUGCUAUGAACGACCGCAAUCGUGGCGCUUUGGGCGACAUGAGCUUUGAGUCUCGCGAUUGCUUCACGCUCUACAACCAAUUGAAGGAACUCCUGCCUUCCAAAACACUCAAAGCAUUGGGCAUCAAGAGCCCCAAGGAGACCUUCCCCGACGUCAUUGCGAAGUCGGAUGUGAUCAAGUGGGAAGACCAGCUGAAGGCAGCACUUCGCAAGGGCAUGGAAGAGGGCGUCCUCGACUUCGAAAAAUUGCGGAGCAAGUUUGACACUGGCAACCCAGAUAGCCGGAAGAUCACCUCCCACAUCGACAGUCUCUUCUCCCUGGCCUACGAUCUGCACCAGCAGAACGCUUUGCCCGCACUGGCCUUCAACUACGACCGUGGCACUUGUGAGAGAGCUGGUGAGCAGGUCCUCAAGGAGUUGCUAGCCAAGGAGAAUGCCUACAAGGAGACGAGCAGUGAGUGGAAGAGCACCAUGAGGAAAUACGAGGAAUGGGUCAAGAACAAGGAAAGGUCGACCAAGGACCCUGCUAAGGGCAAGGAUGAAGUCCCCUCAAAGCGCGUCAAGGGAGAAGACGGUGAUGCCAACCGCAUGGAUAAGCUUGCGAUCAUCAAGAACGAGGCCAACGCCGAGGUCAGCAAGUGGGAGAGCUUUGACCCCAACGCGCCCCUGGAGCAGUACAGCUUCGCAGAUCACUCAAGGUUGCAGCGCUCUGAGUUUGAUGAGAUGCUCCGGAAGCUGGAGUGGGAAAAGCUGAGUCCCUGGUUGACCGACGCCCUGCACCGCGGUAUUGGUAUCCAUCACGAUGGUCUCAACAGGAGAUACCGUCAAACUGUCGAAAUUCUGUUCCGCAAGGGCUUCCUGCGUUUGGCUGUCGCCACAGGCACCCUCGCCCUCGGUAUCAACAUGCCCUGUAAGACCGUCAUCUUCACAGGUGACUCGACCGCCCUCACUGCGCAAAACUACCGCCAAGCUUCCGGUCGUGCUGGUCGUCGUGGCUUCGACCUGUUGGGUAACGUCGUCUUCAACGGCAUUCCCAGGGAACGCGUGUACGAAAUCAUGUCUUCUCGCUUGCCUGAUCUCAAGGGCCAGUUGCCAGUCACGACUUCUUUGAUCCUGCGUCUCUGCACGCUGCUCGACGGAACUAAGAACUCUGAGUAUGCUGUGGAUGCCGUCAAGUCGCUGCUAUCCCAGACCCAUCUCUAUCUCGGCGGUCCCGAGGCCGAGGAGUCUCUGAAGCACCACCUGCGCUUCUCCAUCGAGUACCUCCGUAGACAGAAGCUGCUGUCCGAGACUGGCGCACCUCUCAACUUUGCCAACAUGAUUGGCCACCUGCACUUCACCGAGCACGCUGCGUUCGCUUUCCACGCACUGCUCAAGGGUGGAUACUUCCAUCGUCUGUGCGCCGACAUUGACAAGAACCCGGACAAGGUGAUGCUCGAGAUGAUGUUGGUUCUCAGCCACGUGUUCAACCGCCUUCAAGUCAGGAAGACAGAGGACUUUUCUGCCGCUCACGGCAAGUCGUCGUCCCUCAUCUUCCUCCCUCGUCUGCCCGAGCAGGCGGAGAAGCUGCUCAUGGACCACAAUGCGGACACACUCGCCACCUACAAAGACUACGUCCGAUCCUACAUCAGUCACCAGCUACAAGACAAGCCUGAUCGUGUUCUCCCCUUCACCAAGACGGCGGUUGGUGAGGAGAAAUCCUCGGUCGGCAACGUCUUUGGCGGCGCGAAGCCCUCGAUCAGAUCUCCAUUCAUCGCCCUUUCGGGUCACGACGAUGGGAUCGAUUCCAUCCCCGAGCUCUGUGCUACGGCCCGUGGUGAUGUCUUCCUCGAGAAGUCUGUCAUUCCAUAUCUGCCCAUUUGGCCGCACGACACCCCUCUCAAGCUGAACGCCUAUUUGUACGACUUCUUCAAGCAUGGCAGCAUGGAGCUCCUGAUCGAGGAGAACCACAUCAAGCGAAGUGAAGUGUGGUACCACCUCAAGGACUUCACAUUUACUCUGGCUGCCAUCAUCAAGAGCUUGGAGGGCAUCAUUCGCGGCGAGGACACGGGCGAAGACAUGAUCGAUCUCCAACAGGUGGGAGAGAACAUUGACGAGACGAAGCAGCUGCAGAUGGAGGACGACCGGGAGAAGAGCCAGAAGAACGCCCAGGUGAAGAAGGUCAAGGCCAAGCUCCAGGACGACUGGGACGAUGAUCUGGAGGAGGAGGACGACAACACGGACGCGGCUACGGAUGCCACUGGCCUCGACGCGGAGCGCAAGAACCAGGAUCGCCCAGCCUGGCAGCAGGAGGGCGGCGGUCUGCUCAAGGUCCUGCAGGCGUUCGGCAAGCUGAGGGAGGAGUUUGAUACCAAGUUCAAGAAGACCUGGGCCUAAUCCACAAAAGCGUCUCCUUUUUGUUGUUUUGUAUUUCUGUUGUUUUGGUUUCUGGCAUAGGGCAUUGCGGUAUUAGACCGGCGAGAUAUGUUGACGUAGAGACUAUAGAGAAAUGCAAUGCAUUGGACUAU